AUGUCCUGCUCGACCUUGGGCGUCGACUCGCCGCCGUCCUCCUCCUCGCGGAUCUCGUCGAGGAUGUGCUGCGGGGCGGCGUCGAACCCGAGCAGGCUCGAGCGCGGCGACAGGGGAAAGCUCGGCGGCGGGUUGGACGGCGACGCGAGGCUGGUGCCGACGCGAGGCGAGCGACCGGGCGAGGGCGAGGGCGACGUGCGGUGCGGGCUCGCGGGCGCGCUCGAGGUCGGGGUGGUGCCCUCGAAGUGGGCGUCGUCGUGCACGGCGCUGCCGCCGAGGCGCGAGGCGAGGUACCGGCACCGAGCCGAGAGCGACGACGACGAGUCGGUUGUGGGCGAGAUGGGCGAGACGACGGGCUGCCAGGACGAGCCGGUGCUGCUUGGCGGGGUGAUGCGCAGGGCAGCCAUGCGUGCUUGGUGGCGGGUGUUGGUGAAGAGCGAGAGAGCGAGAGGGUGA
Messenger RNA from Rhodotorula graminis WP1, 456 nucleotides. RefSeq lists its product as uncharacterized. Lineage: Eukaryota; Fungi; Basidiomycota; Microbotryomycetes; Sporidiobolales; Sporidiobolaceae. The coding region runs from base 1 to 456 and encodes 151 amino acids. The transcript has a single exon. The record is from RefSeq and is a predicted model, not a curated record.